This is a messenger RNA of Acanthamoeba castellanii str. Neff, 612 nucleotides long. RefSeq lists its product as uncharacterized. The transcript has a single exon. Lineage: Eukaryota; Discosea; Longamoebia; Acanthamoebidae. The record is from RefSeq and is a predicted model, not a curated record. The coding region runs from base 1 to 612 and encodes 203 amino acids.
AUGGAGUACAGGUGGGCCAAGUUGCCCUUCUUCAUGAGCAAAUGGAUCACCAUGAGCGUGGCCCAAUUCGAAGGCACCAUGGGAAACAUGGAAGCUUCUGCCCAACAGACAUGGGCCAUCACCAUGGCUCUCACAUGUCAUCUCCCUGGGAUUAAGGAUGAUGCCAUGUGCAAGAGUGGGAACAUCAAGGGGAACGCGGCCAAGGAGUUGGCAUCCAAUCCAGAGGUGUCAGAGUUCUGGAGUGACAUCAAGGACAUGGAUCAGCUGGUCAACCUCAUCAACGCUGGACUGUUCAUGCACCUGACAGCCGAAUCGCCGCCUGGUUACAUGGUACUGGCCCCAGAUCCCAGUGUGUACAGACACCUCAAGCAGCAGCACUAUCUCUCACGCCAGGACGGUGACACACGUGAGCACCUGAUCCAGUUCCUGCAACACUUUUUCAUCAUGGCCGAUCUGACCUUCAUAGAUCUCUCCAAGACCGAACCAAUCAUGGAUGCUUCUGGUCGGGCGAUACGCUUCAAGAUUAAUUCAUGGGACUUAGCCAGACACAAGGUGACCGGGUGGGUCCCUGUCUCCGUGUUUGGGAACCGCUCAACCUUUGAAGUGUUAUAG